This is a messenger RNA of Onychostoma macrolepis, 1204 nucleotides long. It is a transcript of the gene dpm3, whose product is annotated as dolichyl-phosphate mannosyltransferase subunit 3, regulatory. The record is from RefSeq and is a predicted model, not a curated record. NCBI's taxonomy places the organism in Eukaryota, Metazoa, Chordata, Actinopteri, Cypriniformes, Cyprinidae. Gene Ontology annotation, cellular component: endoplasmic reticulum membrane; dolichol-phosphate-mannose synthase complex. Gene Ontology annotation, biological process: GPI anchor biosynthetic process. The coding region runs from base 183 to 461 and encodes 92 amino acids. The transcript has 2 exons.
CGCGUAUUUAAUGUUUAGGAGCUGGUCAUUGUUACUAAGCUAAGAUCUUCUCUCUGUGUAGCGCUGGUUGUCAGAUUUCAUUGUAAACAACGUGUUAUCGUUAGCAUUCGUGCUAGCUGUUCAAUACGAGUGGAUUCUUCAUUUAUAAUUUAGCCCUCCACCGUCCCACAGUCUUCAUCACAAUGACCAAGCUUCUGGAGUGGCUUCUUGGUGUGUCGCUGAUUGGCGUGGCAUGGGGACUCUUUACCUUUGACCUCCUUGAUUUGCAGUUGCCUCCCCAGUGUAGAGAGCUGGCUUGGCCCAUGCCUGUAUAUCUGCUGGUGGUGUUUGGGUGUUAUUCACUGGCAACUGUCGGCUACCGCGUGGCCACAUUUAAUGACUGCGAGAACGCGGCCAAAGAGUUGCAAGCACAAAUAAAAGAAGCCAAAGAGGAUUUAAAGAAGAAGGGACUGAAGAUGUGAGAAUUACAUCUUGGCAAACAUAGUCUCAUUGUUUGUUUACUUUGUGGCGUCUGUACUACAAUAUGCACUCAAAACUACAGCUCAAAACUUUGUUCAAGUCUUUUUUUCAACAUGAUAUAAAUAAUAGUUUGAAAUGUAAACACCUGCACACCUGUGAAUGAUCUAUUUCCAGCAUUAUGACAGUCUUAUUUUAAACAUUACAGGCGCAUGGAUGUAUUGUCAAUGGAGAGCAGAACAAUUUCUGUACAGCCUCCAGAGUGUGUGUAUUUGCAUUGGCCAGGGAAUGAAUACAUCUUUCUUGAACCAGUUGUUUUUAGGGAGUCAGAAUUCUGAGUCAGACUUAGAAAUGAAUCCACUGUGUAGAUUUGCGGUUGCACAAGGACAGCAUUUCAGUAAAUCACAUGACUUAAAUUUUGAUUUAAAAUAUAAAAUAAUAGGACUGUGUUCACAUCACACAAGGUUGUCCUUUUUACCUUAAAUUAAGGUUAUGAGCAUUUUUUUUUUUUGUAAUUGGAGUACUGUAAGUGUUAUAAGUACAACCAUCUAAUGUGAAUAUUACAGGGUCCUAAUAAAAGAAGUGGCCUAUAUAGGGGUUUUCACACUUGAAAUAAUUAAUCCUGUGUCAUCUUAAAGCCCAGGUAAACAAAAUCCAGGGUUAUUUUGCUUUGUUUCACACAGCUCAUAAUUUGCCCGAAUUAAAAAUGAAUGCUGUUUAUUCAUAAACUGACAUGUCACACUGUGCA